Molecule: messenger RNA, 12206 nt
Organism: Mercenaria mercenaria
Lineage: Eukaryota; Metazoa; Mollusca; Bivalvia; Venerida; Veneridae
Product: lysine-specific demethylase 2A-like
Exons: 19
Coding region: 2431-8931 (2166 amino acids)
Biological process (GO): protein demethylation; regulation of transcription by RNA polymerase II
Molecular function (GO): protein binding; histone demethylase activity; DNA binding
Source: RefSeq, a predicted model, not a curated record
UUACAGUAAUGUUGCAUUAAAGGAAGUUGUAUUUUGUUUGCUUUAUCGGCUAUUCAGCGCUCGAGCUAUAAAUUUAAUUUGGUAUUAUUACAACUGAGAUUUUAGUAAUGACAUGUGAAAGUCUGAAAUGAGUGAAACCCGAAAAGUAAUGUUUAUGAUUAUUGUGGAAUUUUAAAGAGUUUUACUUAAACGGAAAAUACGAAAUAUUCAUUCGGAAAAAAGGAGCCAGAUUUACUGAUUGGUUUAACGUAGUUUGGAUUGUGCAUAUAUGAAGGACAUUAAAUUUAAGUUGCUGUCAAAGAAUUAACAACAACAUGUGUGAUUGAUAAAGUAUGAAAGAUGAACGAUUUCUGAACUUGGAAAAAAAAGUAAAUUUAGCGCGAUCAGUCAGUUUUAUUGGGCACGUUUUGUUUUCUAGUUCUACAACACAGUGAAUGCACAGCCUUUUUGCUUUGAUAUGUGAUUGUAACAUUACACGGACACCACAAGAGUCAAUGAAGUUAUCAUACAUUUUAGAUCGCGACAAAAUAUUUCGUCUGUCUGAACUGUGCUUUGUAGACCGCAGAGAUUUGUUUGUCGUUCAUUUACAACAUGGGGCUAUAGUAACUUGCCAAGUUAGAUAUUCAUAGUGUUUUUAAGAAACUUUUAAAUGUUUGCAAUAUUUUAAGAGCUGGAUGCGUAUCUUGAUAAUGAGAAGAAAUCCGAUAUUCUUAAGGGUUUCUCGGUAUAGGACUCUCGUAAGCUGUUAUUGGUGAUCAGGAAAAGAUUUCACGUGAAAGAUAUUUUAAAAGGAAAACAAACAUAUCAUUUAAUGGAACAAAUUUCUCGUUAAAUUUCGUGAUAUUUAAACGACAUCCUCUACUGUUUUUUUUCCAGAUGUAAAUAUAUGAAGUCUGCAUUUAAAAACACGUUAAUAUAGUCAAGUUAUGAGUAGACAAACGUCAUACAUGCAGAAGUCUCCUGAAAGUACGGAGCAGAAUAGAUCGUUCCAUUCAUAAUUUCAUACUGACAUCGUUUGCCAUAUCGGUUCUUUUGAAGUUAAUGCAUUUUAAUUUCAUAGAAUUGAAUACAAUGCAGGAAGUACCCAGUCAGUGGAGCAGUCUGGCUGAUUACAACAGGUGGUUGCUGAAGACGAGUUGAAAUAAGAACAAAAUGUCAUUUUGGGAUUUUAUCUGACCGACUGCCUAAAGCAAUUGACUGCUUAUUACAGGUGGCGGCUAAGACAGGUUUAAGUUAAUAAAUGAUGCGGGUAAAAACAAAAACGAACCGAAUAGAGACAGUUUAUUUUCAAUAUUUACCAGCGAUCAUCACAUCCGACAAAUUUGUCAUGAAUGAUAGAUGAAGGUGUUCAUAUCCAUAUUAUUUUUGUUCGUCCUUGGUAUGGAAAUUUUAUGCGCAAUACUGAUAUUGUCAAGCAUGAACGUCAGGUUUUAAAAGAUAAACGCCUAAAUUAUUAUCCAGAAGUAUAUAAAAGUAGCAUUCUGUUUUUCUCUCGCAUGAAUGAACUUUGCAAAUCGCAUGGCUCACCUUGUCAAAAUUUUAUUCGAAAUACUUUUUUGGCGGGUGUGUACGCUACUAACAUGCACACAUCCUCAAAGUAAGUGAUCUUAUUCUUAAAGCAACUUGUGUCAUUUAACUCUCCAAAGACGCCUCAUAGAAACUGAUACGUUGAUUUUCGUGCAAAAUACAAUACACAGGUGUGUUGCAAUAUACCAUAUAUGAACUAUUUAGCCAUUACCAUAAUUAUUGGAAAAUGUGUUUUUUGUUUAGAUAAUCGUAAAUAACCCGAGGCUCGACUUAGUAGGGCUAAACUUACACGCGAUAGAAGUUUUAAAUUUUCUCGAAAUAACAGACUUUGUACAACUUCCUUAAUGCAGUGUAAUAGUAUAACUUGUUUGUUGUGCCUACAAAGGACUACUUUAUGAAAGAUGUUGUGAAAUAAGCGUUAACAAUUAUUCACAUAAUUAUUUAGUUUUACCUUAAUCAGGCGUGCUUUUGAGGAAUGUCGAGCUUUUGAGUGAGCUGGAUCGUCAAGUUUUAAGUGUAUUGCGCGACACUGAAAAAAUCUGGUAUUGUGGAAGUGCAUGAAUUAUGAAACGUGUUUGGUGUACGCAGAAGUAACAGAAGGAGAUUUGUAGAAUCAGUUCUUGACUGAACAAUGAAACUGGUAUGAUGUGAAUGGUGAACUGUUCUUUACGUGUAAAAUAGAGAUUACAGUCAUGUGCAGUUUUACAAAAUAACGCAUGUUGCAUUUUCUUAAAUUACACCACAUUAUAUUAAAAAUAUGAAGAGCAACAAAUUAUGAAAAUAAAAAAGAAAAUAGUUGUUAUGUAACGCAAAAUAUUCUUUACUUAGUAUUUCCACGAACUGAGAGAAGUAUUAAUAAAUCGUACGAAGGAUAUUUUGUUUUAUUAAGAGACUAAAAAGAAUAUGGAACACUUAGAAACAAUGUAUUACAAAAAAGACUCACAAAAGUCAAAUUUGAAAAAGAAACAAACUAAGAGGAAGAAACUUGUAGGCAGUAGGCCCGAAAACUUCGAAAUUGUUAUUGAAAAUGCGGAAACGUCAGAAGUUAAAUAUUUCAAUUUUGACAAACACGAGACUGUUAGAAAUCGUAAUUUGAAUGAGAGAAAGAAAAACGUGUAUUUUGGAGACGAUGUGUUUCUUGGUAAAGUAUUUGAUGAAGGUCGCGUAAAUGAGCAAGAUUGUGACACUAAAUGGUACGACGAAGAAAGUGAAAUGAAUUUAAAUGUGGAUGAUUUCAACAAAAAUGUUGAAAACCCGCAUAAUUUCAGUAAUAUUAUUCACAAUAGUAGAAUUAAUGGAGUAGAACAUUGUUUCGAUAAUAAUGGAAAUGAGAUAACAAACGUUAAGACUGAGUUAAGUGAGCUCGAUCAAGAAGAUACGGUCAUGUUCGGUGGCAACAUGUGGGAAUAUAAUGAAAAAACAAAUGAUCACAGCAAAACAAAACUGACGGAUUUAGAAAAGACAGAAUCUGCGCUCUGGAACAUUGCUGCAGGGUAUGAUUUUGACGCACCCAUUGAUGGUAAGUUGAAAUUUGAACCUGUGUCCCCGCCACAUGUUCAAGAUGAUAGUUCGAUAUCGUUUGAUAUCAGUAACAUCAAAAUUAAAGAAGAGUCGGUUCGUAGUAUAAAAGAAGAAGAAGAUAUAUAUGACAGAAGAAUUUUCGUAAAUAUCAACUGUGAGCCACUUCACAGUGACGACCUUGUGCACGCUGUUGAUAACGCAGCAGAGAAAUUUAAGCCAUGCUCAUUCGGGAUUGUUAAUGAUCAUAGUCUGAAAGAUAUUUAUACAUUUGAAAAUAAUGAUGUAAAUUCCAGUGUCUCACAGUUGCCUUCAUCAUGCAAAAAAUUACUUAGUUGGGGUCAAAAUGUGGAAGAGACUGCAUUUGAAAAAUCAGAUAGAAACAACUUUAAAGCUCAAAGCGCAGAACAUUUAACAGAAAAGAGAAACAUGCCAUGCAGUGUUGACACAUCAUCGGGAUUACGGCAUGAUAUUCUGUUUCCAAAUUUAGCAUCAGCAAUUCGAAAAAAUACGGACAAAAGUCAAAUGGAUAAAAAACCUACACAUACAUCGUACAAUGUUCAGAUGUUAACACCGGAACAUGAUGUUGUUAAUAGGUCAGAUCGGACAGAUAAAGAGGAAGACGCUGCUGAGACAAAAACUUCUGAUGGCAAAGAUACUUUUAAAAGUAAAGAGCAUUGUGUUUGGCGAAAAAUAAACGAAUGUCCCGUCUUUACUGACGACGAAAGAAAAGCGGUUACUAAAGUUAAGUUUACUCUUAAAAAGAAACAUUCAGUAUAUUCAAAAUAUAAUGCUUUAAGUAAUAUCGAUCCGAAUUCAGAAGGUGAUAAGUGCAGUUCAGAAAAGUUUUUCACACGUGAAGGUAAAGAUGAUAAUGACAAACAGGAAUUAUCAAUAGCAUCUGUCCACCAAUUAUCAGCACCACACACAGGUGCAAAUAAGGAGACAAGAAUCGAGGAAAACAACACCAAGUCAGACUUUACACAAAAGGAUAAAAGGCGAUCAUGGCAGUUAUGCUAUGAAAAAUUUGCACUAGAAAGAAGCAGAGAAAUGUCAGACGACUUAAGCAUCGGGAAUUUAGUAAAUGAGCAUGGACGGAAUUUAGUAAAUAGUAAGUUAGAUAAUGCAGACCACAAUGACCUUGAUUAUAAUUAUGUUAUGCUGGACGGAAUUAUGUCGUUGUCUUUAAACGGAAGUGGUGAAUUAGAUAGAAACGCCGCGAAUUCUCAGGAAAACGAUGCGUUUACUAAUAAUAUAAGUAUUUCAAAAGGCUUAAAGUCACAUUCUCAGGCUGAUAAAAUCGAAGCUUCUAUGAAAGCUGGUAGUCUACACACGUACACGGGUAACAUUGAGAAUUUACACACCAGAAUAGACGACAACUUAGAAAUUGGAUGGGAAAUAAAAACAGAAGUAGCAAGAAAAGUUAGCGAUGACACUGAUGAUGAUAUAGUUAAACACAAUAAUUAUGAUAUUAAGAAAGAACGUACUGAAGUGAAAAAAGAAAACUUUAAUUCUGAUACACAAGGAUGCUUCCUCGAUAAAAGCAACAAAGUUGUUAAUGUCGACGAAUCAUUUAUUUCAGGAUUCAAAGAUAAUGUUUGUUUAAAAGAAGAAACACUGGCAUGUAUUAAGACUGAAGAUACAAAAACAGCGGCUAAACCGGCUAAACGAGCUGAGGAAUUGUUUGAAGAUAAUAAGAAAGUAUCUAACUUUAAGAAUAUAUUCAGUAUUAUAUCAGAUUAUGAAUCAAAGACUGUAAAUAAAAUAAAUUUGGCGAAUGGACCAAAAGAAUGCACUGUUCAGGAAAAUGCUGGAGAUAAUAAAGAGUCAACUUUAAAGUUACAUAUAUCUUUACCCAAGUUGUGGAAAAAUGAUACAUAUCAAAAUAAAGAAAACUCUGAAGAUGAACCAACUGGAAGUUAUGAAACAGACAGUGACGAUGAUAAUAUCACCAGUUCAAAUAAUGAAAAUGAUUCUGAAUAUGAAGAAAAUAAUGAACAAGAUAUUUGUGAGUCCUACAGGAUUGUUCAAAGAUAUUAUAUUGACAGGUGCACUGGAAAAACUCUACAAAAACUCCUUUUGAGGGUGAAAGAAAGAAAAACAUACACAGACCAUGAAUUGGACGAUGAUGAAAUUGAGGGCAAAAGAUCAUACAAGAUUGAAGAUAAACUCACAUCAGACAAGUAUAACAAAGACUAUGUGAAAAAGCUUCAUGGCGAAGAAUUCAACUUGAGGUACCUACAAGAGAAUGGGUUACAGUAUCCAAUCUUGUUUGCAGAGAAGAAUGGGCUUGGUCUAAGAGUUCCAAGUGAUAAUUUCAAAGUCUGCGAUGUGAAAGCAUGUGUUGGAUCACGCAGAAUGUUGGAUGUUAUGGAUGUAAACACACAGAAGGGUCUUGAAAUGACAAUGAAGGAAUGGGUUAAGUACUACGAAAACACAGAGAGGGACCGUCUCCUCAAUGUUAUAAGUCUGGAGUUCAGUCACACAAAGCUAGAAAACUAUGUGGAAUCACCUAACCUGGUACGUGAAGUAGACUGGGUGGAUACAGCGUGGCCUCAGCAUCUCAAAGAUUGUCAGACAGAAUCAACAAAUGCCAUUGAUAAGAUGAAGUACCCGAAAGUACAGAAGUACUGUCUGAUGAGUGUGGCGGGGUGUUACACAGAUUUCCACAUUGAUUUUGGCGGAACUUCUGUAUGGUACCAUAUCCUGCAUGGAGAAAAGAUUUUCUGGUUAAUUCCUCCCACUGAUAAAAAUCUGGCAAAGUACGAGAACUGGGUGCUGUCAGGAAAACAAGGCGAUGCAUUUUUAGCGGAUUCCAUUGAGGAGUGUCAGAUGAUUCAGCUUGUGGCUGGGAAUACUUUCAUCAUUCCAUCAGGAUGGAUUCACGCAGUGUUUACACCAAAAGAUUCUUUGGUUUUUGGCGGGAAUUUCCUACACAGCUUCAAUAUGGUCAACCAGCUCAAAGUGUCAUCCAUCGAAGAUAAAACACAUGUACCAAUGAAAUUCCGCUACCCGUUCUAUGCAGAGAUCAACUGGUAUGUUCUAGAACGUUAUGUACACUCGUUGACUGGCGUGACGUACCUAGAGAAACCACAGCUCAAUGAGGAUCUUGAAGUCAUCAACACCAAGGUAGAGAGAGAUCAGGCUAACUUUGAACUGCUGGAAGAAAAACUAAAUAAGAGGCUGUCUGUGUCACUGACAAGGAUAGACGACACCUCCCCGGGACGUAAAUCAACCAGUGAUGAUGAUAGUACAGCUUCUGGACCAACCAGAUCACCAGGUCAAGCUUCUUCACUACCCAGAACAGGAAGGAAGUCUUCCUCAGAGAGUGCUAAUUCCUUGGAUUUGAAAUCAGUCGAUAAACCGGAAAUUAUGAAAGUGCCGUACAAAAGUCCGGUGAAGAAGAAAACAAAAUACGUACACCUGACUAAAUAUGAACUGGAGGGUCUGAUAGAAGUGCUAGCAUGGGUAGAAAGUUUGCCUCCUAGUAAGAAAGGGAUUCCAAAGGAUCUGAUUGACCCAGAUACGGUGCUUAGGGAAGUCAGGCAUUUGAUCCAGGAGCAUAUGAAAGACAAUCCAGAACUUGCUAUAACAGGAGAACCAGUCUUGGAAUGGACAAAGGCAACUAAGAAACUGAUCAAAUUAAAGCAGAAAGCCAAGACAGCCAAAUUGCUAGGUACACACUGUGUACCAAAGGUAAAGGCAGCUGGCGGGAAGAAUGCAGCAGGGAACCGACACCGCCGUGUACGCUGUAAGAAGUGCGAACCUUGUACUAGGGAUGACUGUAUGGAGUGUAAUUUCUGUAAAGAUAUGCGGAAAUAUGGGGGACCUGGACGUGCCAAACAGUCGUGUAUCAGUAGACAGUGUCUGGCUCCUAUUCUACCAAAGGGAAUUGUGUGUCUGAUUUGUAAAAUGCCUCAGUGUCUGUUAGACAAACCAGUGAAGACAGACGGAGCUGUUGACGAUGAUGCGGAGGACUAUUCCUCGUCGUUGAUGGAGUGUGGGAUAUGUUGGGAGAUCGUUCACCCGCUGUGUCUCCGUAAGAAGAAUGAAAACCUGAACAAUGAUGGAGUGCUGAAUGAAGAUCUUCCCAACAGCUGGAAGUGCUCAAAGUGCUGUUUUGAUGGCAAAGAAGGAAAACUUAUGGCAAGAGUAUUCAAGGGAGGUUGGAGACCAACUCCAGCGAGUACCCCACCUCCUCUGUCAGUGUCCCCUCCCCUACAGCCCCAGAGUCCAGUAGGUAGCCCAGGAGUGUUUGUUUCAGAAGGGAAACGUGUCACACUAAACCAGGGAAUAGAUAGUAAGAAGACAAUGCCGAAGUUGUCGCCAAGCCCAGAACAUAGAGAGAUAGAUAUAAAACCAUUGAAUGGUUCAACAAGCAGUCAUACUGAAGAUACCCUUCCAUCAUCAUUGGCACCAGUUCCAUUGAAGGCUGAGAUGUUGGAUGAUGAGAAGACACAUGUCAAGAUGGAAGUUACUAAUACACUUCCUCUGAAGAAUGAACCUGCUGAAGAAAACUUUAAAACUUACUCUAAAAGAAGCUCUUCACCUCUCGAGGAGAAUCCUAUGAAAAAGAAGAGGAACAUAUCACCAUCCCCAAGUCGAGCUUCCAAGUCUUCCAGGGUUUCUGGCAUGCCCAAAUUAUCUCCAGGUUCCGGUAGAAAAUCAGCGAAAACUGCAACACCGGAUUUAUCAUCCAAACGUUCAAAACGCGAGACAACCCCAAGAUCUGGGACUCGAUGUACAUACGAUUUUGAUGACGAUGAAGAAUUCAUGGACAUUUCUGCACCCUUGCCAGACAAGGGCAAAGGGAAGGGCGUCAAAGGUCGUAAAAAUCUUCAUCUCAAAACUAAAGACUUUGGUGCAAAUUUGGCCUCAAAUGUGAAAAACAAAUCUCAUACGCAAACUGUUGAACCAAAACCAGAAGACCGUGGCCAUCUUACAAAAAAAUCAUCUGAAAAAUUGUGCAGUGAACAGCUUAGACAGACUCUGAUCUCACAUAUCGAAAAGCGCAAUCUUCCGAUAAUAAAGCCGCAGUUUGUAGUUAGGCCUGCUCCCAUAUCUCCUCCAGAUGAUUACUGUGUUAUGAACAAUGGUCAGAAACACCCCCUUUCGCGUAAAUUAUGGACAUAUAUUUUCAGCUUCCUUCCAUGUGCCGAUUUGGCACGUUGCCAAGCUGUUUGUCAGAUAUGGAACAGAUGGUGUAUUAAUCCUGACCUCUGGAAGAAAAUAGAUCUGAGUAAAAAAAGGAUUGUUCAGACCCAUUUGAUGGGCAUUGUUCGGCGACAGCCGGAAUAUCUGGACCUUAGUGCAGUGAUAAUGACACAAAAGCAAAUUUUAUGGUUACUUGAAAGAAUUCCUUUGUUGAAAACAUUAAUCGUAUCAAAAUGUUCUUGGGCGACGAUAAGCGGACUCUGCAUGUCAGCAUGCCCCUUGCUUUACAAACUUGACGUUAGUUGGGCUACUGGUCUGAAUGACAGAUGUUUUGAGGAUCUCAUUUCUCCACCUGUUGACCGGAAACCGGCUGUGAAAAAUAUCAGCCGUCUGCAUCGAUUGAAGUCUGUACAUUUGUCUGGAACAGAGAUCACUGAUGUAUCACUUGAGCUAAUGACAUUACAUCUGGCGCAACUUGAGGAAUUGAAUAUCAGUUAUUGUACAAGAAUAACAGAUCGGGGAAUCCAGAUUUUGGCAAGUAGCAAAUCACCGACACAAGAUUCCUUGAAAGUAUUAAACAUUUCCGGUUGCCGGGGGCUUACAGAGGUCAGUUUGGACGCUAUAAAGAAUUUCAGCAAGUUGAAGGAACUGUUUGCUAUGAACUGCAUCAGAAUCCCUACAGAAAGGUGCAGAUCUCUCCGCCACCCGCGCUUGAAAACAUUCAGAUUUUAGCACAUUAUAAGACUCCCUGUGCUUGUAAAUAUUUUGGAAGUGCUCACAAAUCUGUAGAUUUUUUCCCAGGGUAUAUUUAUUUCUUGUAUCUGUAAAUAUCGGGAAUAGUUACGUUUAAACAUAGAUGUGCUGUAAUAUGUCUAACUCAAACCCUUCCGAUAUAAUUCUAUUUUGAAAUUUGGCAGUUUGUAAUUUUGUAUGUUUAUUUCAUCAGAUAUAGAGUUGUUUGCAUUAAAUUAAAGUAGUUCUACAUGUUUGAUUAACCAGAAGUGAUGAUGUAACAUCAUUUAUCUGGAAAAUCUAGAAUAAUAAUUAGUAGUUGUUAUAUAGGUAGCAAAAAUGUUGCCAAGAAUCUGUUAAAUUCUGCGUAUUAACUGUUCAGUCAGUGCUUCUGUCUUUCUUGAGGUUAUUGUUGACAGUUAAUAGAUUUUGGUGUAAGAUAGAUCAGAAUCAUAACAUAGAAUAUAUAGCAGCAAUGAAAGGACUCCAGCUGUUAUUAGAUGAAUUGAGAAAAAUUAAGUGCAGAGACCUAUACAAUUUUCAGUCAUUUGAUUGAAAAUAGCCAAGUCUACUACAGUAACUAUGAAAAGGUUCAUUAACCCUUAGCCUGCUGGCAGCAAGUGAUUCUGCCUUUGCGACCAAUGCAGACAAAGAUCAGCCUGCACAUUAGUGCAGUCUGAUCAUGGUCUGCACUAUUCGCCAUUCAGUCAGUAUCUUUUUGGUAUGCACCCCUUUUAACAGUUAAUGGUACUGUCCAAAUUGAAUGAUGGACAAGUUUAUUGUAGAAAUUAAGCAGGGUAAGGGUUAAAAUCUACUUUGUACAACAGUAUCUGUGUGCGAAAAUGUCAUCAGAAGUGUGGUUUUCCCUUUAAAGCCCAUUCUAAAAGUUUACAGGAGGACCAAUUCUUUCAAGUCAGUAAAACAAAACAUUCAUGCAUAAUUAUGACUUUUUUUUUAUUGGGGAAAAAUUAUGCUCUGAAAAAAAAAACAACAUAUGGUUAAAAUUUUAUUUUGUAGAAUAUUUGUUUCAAACAUGUAGAACUACCUUAAAGAAUUAAGGUAUCAUUUAUCAUCUUUGUAAAUAAAAUAAAGGCAAAGGUCCUCGGAGUCAUGUGGUAGUAUUUCACAGCUUGUGUUUAGUGAAGGUUUUCUCUGGUUUGUAGUUGUCAGUGUUGACAGCAUGUAAUCUGAUUACAGUUAUGAAAGAAGCCUUCUUAUUUAAGUGAACAUUGACCCUCAAGAUUUAGAACUUACAAUAUUCAACAAUUUCAUCAGUAACAAUUCUUUCUUGCCGUUGUAAUUGUCUGGCUUGAUAACAGAAGGCAGUUGAGUAUAGUUGAAAUAGUGCGAACAGAUUGUGGGUUGGGCUAUUCAGGGGUCAGGUUUCAGUCAUUCAGUCAGUCUGAUACAAAUAACUGUGGUACUAACUACUUUGGAUUCCAGUGAAACUUUGUACACAUUAUUGCCACGAGUAUAGAUGUGCAGGACAUACUUUGUUAUAACAGUCAGUUGGAGGUAUGGCAGAGUUAUGUGCCCUUGGAUUUUUUUCCACUGACGAAGCUUUUAAUCAGUGAUAGCUCUAAGUUAAGAGUAUAUUAUGCACUUACAACAUGAAGUUGUAUAAGUGUUAUAACCUUUCUGUCCAAAACAGAAUGUCCAUGAAUUCCAUUGUUGUUUUUUUACUUUUUUUGUUGCUGUUUGUUUUCUUAUUUUUUUUUAAGAUUUGUUCUCUAAUGCAAAAUGCUGCAUAAAUCUUUUUUUUUUUUUGCAUGUAAAGAAGAGUUGCAAGUUUCACAUGAAUUGUGGCAAAUGUGGAUUAAAUGAUGUAAGAAUCUACUGGUACCCUAGAUCUGCUGUGGCUGCUGUUGUUCAUUACAUUUGUGUAUUUUUAAACGCCCAUUCUAUUUUAAGGUAGGGGAAAUAUAUCAGAUAUAAUGUAGAUUAUUAUGCCCCUUGGAAGAAGAGUGGGUAUAUUGUUCUGCUUACUGUCUAUCUAUGGACCCUUUGGUUUUCGAUCAAUAAAUAGAGAAUGCUUGGUCUCACAAUGGUUAAAUUUCACAGGAUGAUUGUCUGCUCGGUCUCACAAUGGUUAAAUUUCACAGGAUGAUUGUGGGUUCGGUCUCACAAUGGUUAAAUUUCACAGGAUGAUUGUGGGUUCGGUCUCACAAUGGUUAAAUUUCACAGGAUGAUUGUCCCCUUGGUCUCACAAUGGUUAAAUUUCACAGGAUGAUUGUCCGCUCGGUCUCACAAUGGUUAAAUUUCACAGGAUGAUUGUCCCCUUGGUCUCACAAUGGUUAAAUUUCACAGGAUGAUUGUUGGCUCGGUCUCGCAAUGGUUAAAUUUCACAGGAUGAUUGUGUGUUCGGUCUCACAAUGGUUAAAUUUCACAGGAUGAUUGUCCCCUUGGUCUCACAAUGGUUAAAUUUCACAGGAUGAUUGUCCGCUCGGUCUCACAAUGGUUAAAUUUCACAGGAUGAUUGUCGGGAUCCUUGGGUCUGGAGUUCAAUAAUGGGGAGAGGCAUAUGUUCUCUGUGACGAUUUGAUAAUAGGCCUUUUGUGAGGAGUCGUUUCAUCCUCCACCACUUCAUCAUGUGGAGAUCUUUGUAUUUACUUUUGGAGAAACAGAGUUACAGUUAAAAAAAGGGCGCUGAAUGCAAAACAGAAACAGAAAUACAGAUUAAGAUGAUGGUCUGUGGUCAGUAGAUGACCUAUAUUGUUUUGGGGUCUGUAGGUCAAAGUUCAAGGUCAGGUAAAAGCAAUUUCUUCUUUAAAAUAAAAACAUUUGUGCGAAAUGCCUUUUAACUUGUUGCCUGUGGUCAAUAGAUGACCUCUGUUUUGGUAGUCAAAGGUCAAGUUCAGAGUGACCUCAAAAGUAAAAAUGGUUUCUGAUCAAUAUCUGCAGCCCUGCAGCACUUCUGGGCUUUAAAAUUUCAUAGAAUUCUUGCCUGUGGUCAGGAAAUGACUCCAGUGGUUUCGGGGUCAGUACCUCAACGGUUAAGGUCACAGUAACUUUGAGACUGAAAAUGGUUUCUGGUCAGUUAUUGGAGAAAGCUUGCACCUCUUGUUGUCAAUUUUCAUUGGAAGGUUGUCUAUAGAAAGUACAUAGUACCUGUCAACAUAUGGGAGCAUUUUGUGUUUUACCAUCAGCUCUUAAUUGUUAUGUUCUUAUUUAGUUUAUUGAAAAUGUACAAAGACAUUAUUAUCCUAUUAAUUUAGAAAGUGAAAAAACAUGUGUUAAAGCAAAUGUUGCUUGUGUAAAAUAAAGUUCAAAGAUAC